Molecule: messenger RNA, 1280 nt
Organism: Prinia subflava (tawny-flanked prinia)
Lineage: Eukaryota; Metazoa; Chordata; Aves; Passeriformes; Cisticolidae
Gene: IFT27
Product: intraflagellar transport 27
Exons: 8
Coding region: 69-1004 (311 amino acids)
Biological process (GO): intraciliary transport; vesicle-mediated transport
Cellular component (GO): sperm flagellum; intraciliary transport particle B
Molecular function (GO): GTPase activity; GTP binding
Source: RefSeq, a predicted model, not a curated record
UUUAAUUGACAGCACGGCUAGUGGGCGAGGAGAAACGAGAGAACCAAUAACAGCCGUGGGUGGUCUUGAUGAGCAGGGCCCGUAGCCAAUGGCGAGGGGCAAGUGGUCGCUCUGUUGCCAGGGCCACGCGAUCGCCAAGGCCGCGGCUGGGCGCGGUGGCGGCCGCCGCUGCCGCCCUCCGGGCCCGCCGCCGCCACCCGCCCCGGGCCGGCGCCAUGGUGAAGCUCGCUGCCAAGUGCCUGCUGGCAGGUGAGUCUGGCCCGCCCGCUCCCGUCCGCCCCGCUGGCCACAGGGGACUAGAGCGGGCGCCGUGGGGUGAGGCGAGGCCGGCAGCGCAGGCGGCUCGGCUUCCCACAGGCUCUCGUCGAGGGGCCGCCCCGGCGGAGAAGAGGUGGAGAAAGAGGCGACAGGAGAGAAGUGAGGACCUCGACUGCCUGGGGACGGGAACGGGGAACUCGUGUGUGUUAUUAGCACUCGGAGAUCCAGCUGUGGGUAAGAGUGCUUUAGCCCAGAUGUUUCGAAGUGAUGGGGCUCAUUUUCAGAAGAACUACACACUGACAGUGGGCAUAGAACUGUUGGUGAAGGCUGUAUCGGUUCCAGAGACAAGUGAUAGCGUGGAAUUCUUCAUUUUUGACUCGGCAGGAAAAGAUCUAUUUUCUGAAAUGUUGGAGAAACUGUGGGAGCAACACAACGUCCUGUGCCUUGUGUAUGAUGUCACUAAUGAGCAAUCCUUCGACAACUGUAACAAAUGGUUGGAGAAGCUGAGGGCUCAAGCAGCUGGGGUGCACAUCCCGGGUGUCUUAGUGGGAAAUAAAACAGACCUAACUGAUCGUCGAGUUGUGGAGCAGGAACAAGCACAGGAGUGGGCUGAGAAACAUGGCCUGGAAUACUGUGAGAUGUCAGUGAAGGAAAUGAAAAAUUUUGAGGCCCCUUUCCACAUCCUGGCAAAGUUAUUCCACCAACUGUACAAAAAGAAAGUGGAAACUUUUCACUCGCUGGCCUGACUGAAUCCGUUUCUUUCCUUCGGCGUGGCUCGCUGUCCCUGCCUGGUGGGAGCUGUGUCGCGUCCAUCCGCUGUCACUUGGUGACGCAGUGCCCUCUGCUGGUCCCAGGUCACAGGAGUUCUCCAGAGGCUGCCACUUCCCAUGGAGUGAGCAGGAAGGGCUUCCUGCAGGCACGUCCGAGUUGGCUUAAAUGCAAAAUGGAGUCAAAUUCCAAGAAUACCUUUUCUAUUCUAAAGAUGAAUCUAAAACUUAUAAAAAAUUACCUUUUCUUCUUCA